UGCAAGUGAUGUUGAUGCUGACAGAUGGGUGUCAAAUUACAAUCCAAAUCAUAAUUCCUGCUUGACGACUCCCGUUGUGGGUUUUAAAUAGCACUCCCACUGUCCAGCGGUCAGUGCUAAGGUAGAGCACCAAAGAGCAGGGGCUGCUCAGCUCAGGCAGAGUGGGGAGAGCUGCAGAGCAUCUGAGACUCUGGACAAACCACAUGGGUUCUGGCACCCUUCGGGCACUCGGUGAUUGAAGGGCACGUGCUGCGUUCCAGGCAUCCCUUGGAUCUGGGAAACUGACUCUUUCCACAGUCUGAAGGACACCUCGCAGCUGGGCAGACAUGGACACAAAUUCUGAGUGGCCCCUGAACAGGAGAGGUCCUCCUCUGCCAUGCAAACCCCUGACUGGGGCACAAAAUUUCAAGCGAUUUGGCAUCCCGCUCAUUGCCACCAUCCUGAGCCUGGCCACCAUCGUUGUAAUUGCCUUCCUAAUCAAGGCAGUUCUGGAACACUACUACUUCCUCUGCAGUAAGACAUUCAAGUUCAUCCCCAUGCAGCAGCAGUGUGACGGGCAGGAAGACUGCUCCUGGGGCGAGGACGAGGAGAGCUGUGUGCAGCAGGUCCCAGAAGGCCCACCCAUGGAAGUCCGCAUUUCCAAAGACAGAUCCACCUUGCAGGUGCUAAACAAAGAGACCGGAGCCUGGUUCUGGGCAUGUCAUGAUAACUUUCAUAUGACCCUGGCAAAAGCAGCCUGCAAGCAAAUGGGCUAUAGCAGUGACCCAGCAUUCAGAGCUGUGGACAUUGCAGACACGCAGGGCCUGCCCCUCAGGGAGGUCACAUUGAACAAUGGGGUCCUCCAAGGGCAAGACUCCGGCAGGCAGUGCCUCUCUGGGACCGUCGUUUCACUCGCAUGUGCCACCUGCGGAGAAAGUGUGAGGUCUCCACGUGUGGUUGGUGGGGGCCAGGCCAGGAUCGACGCCUGGCCAUGGCAGGUUAGCUUACAGCACAAAACCCAGCACCUCUGUGGGGGCAGCAUCAUUGACCCAAGGUGGAUUCUCACAGCAGCACAUUGCUUCAAGAACAACCUGGCCCUUCAGAACUGGCGAGUGAAAGCAGGAUCCGAAAUCCUCUCCAACUUCAACACUAUCCCUGUGGAAAAGAUCUUCAUCAUUGACAGUAAUCAUAUGUUUCCCAAAGAUAAUGACAUUGCCCUGGUAAAACUAACGUCUCCCUUAAGUAUUUCAGACACAGUUAAGCCAAUCUGUCUGCCUUUUUUUGAUGAGGAAUUGCCCUCACACGCCCCACUGUGGGUGACAGGCUGGGGCUACACAGAGCAGGAUGGUACAUUGUCAAAGUCUCUGCAGCAGGCCCAGAUCAAACUGAUUGACAGCAACACCUGCAAUGCUGUCGAUGCCUACCAGGGGGACAUCUCUGAUAGGAUGAUAUGUGCAGGCCUCAUGGAAGGUGGUGUCGAUACCUGCCAGGGAGACAGCGGCGGCCCCUUGAUGUACAAUCCAGGGCACUGGCAGGUGGUGGGGAUCGUCAGCUGGGGACAUGGCUGUGGCAGACCAAGCACUCCCGGCGUCUACACCAAAGUGCAGGCCUAUCUCAACUGGAUCUACACCGUCCAGAGGGUCAGCAUCCUUGUCUCUGAAACCAGCCACUGAUGAUGAGUGGAUUCCUCCCUGCUGGGCUGGCAAAGGACAGCUUGUGCCACCCCUAUUCUUCAGAGCUCUGAGGCUCCCGCAGCGGCAGCUUCCCGUCACGGCCCCUGUGUUAAACACCUGGCUGCCCUGGUUCUAAGACCUGCUGGGAAACUCACUUCCAGCCAUUGCACCUGGGACCUGCACAUCCCUGGGUUCACUUUCUGAAGGCCCAGCACCAUGCCAUGAUUUAGCAGCAGCUCGGGACUCUGGGGGUGGUUAAAGUGGCAGAGGCCCCCAUCACAUCCAAGGAAUUUGCCUGGCUCAGAGCACCUCCCUGGAGAUGAUGAGGUAUUGCUCUCUACAGCCUCCCCAGGCCAGGAAGGUUUGCUUGGAUCCAAGCUGCUGUUUGCUCAGCCCAGUUCUACCCCGUCACAAAGUUAGUGAAACAAGCAAUGCCUUUCCCCAGUCGACUAUUCUCUCUCAGGAAAAGUUUAUCCCUUUUAAGAAAAGACCUUUGCAAAAGGAUUUAAUCCCUAUUCUUUGCAGAGAUGGGCUAGAUCCAAACCUCUGAUCCCAACAGAACCAGACUUUGGGGUCCAUCCAGCACCACCAGUGGCCCAGGCCCAUCUCUAACCUCUUGGGCACAAACCAUUCUUUGUGGCCAACAGAAUAUGGAGGUUCUCUGACUCCUCUUUAAAUUUUCACAUUCUUAAACUAAACCCCAGUGCUCAGCUGGGGAAAACAGGCAGCAGUGCCACCUGUCAAACUUCUUUAUUUGUCUGAAAUAAGAGCACACAAUUUUGUACCCCACCGUGGAUGAUUUUCUGUUGGCAGAACAAGUCCUGUUCUGGGCUGUGGAUGCAGAUGGCUGUUUGCUGUGUUGGGAUUGUUACUGGAAUGAGCAAUUAUAUUUAGUUCAAUAUCAGCCUUAGGAGACACCAGGGCUUAUGGUGAACCCUGUGUUAACUAUAGGUCCACAAACAAUCUCAUGCCUUGAACAUGAGACCAGCAUGCGCCAACGAACUGACCACAGACCUGGAAGCCAGGAACUCCUGCCUUCAAAGCUGAGUCUGCCACUUACCUCGUCAGGACAACGGAGAUAACCAGAGCGCCUCCGGUGCAACUCCAGGGGGUCCAGCGUAGCGUAAAAGUGGUUGGAGCGAGAGGGGAAUCGGCCGCGUGAGCCUGAAAUCUGACACAAACCGUUUGGUGACAAUGAUCCACUGGGCUCUCAGGCCAAGACUCGGCACUUCUUCCGGCCUAUGGCUGCUGCAAUGGGCCUGUGACGCAGAAACAAAGAGCAAGUCCCUCUCUUUAUGUGCGUGAGACAUAAAUCAACAAGCUGAAAGUGAUGCUUCUGAGCAAGGCUGCAAAUGGGUGCCAGUGGCUUGGAGACUGAACCCGUGGGAAAGGAGGGAGAGAGGAAAGACACAGGACAAAUUGUAUUUCAGGAAAGAAUUCUAAGCAAGUGGGCUGGGAAGCAAGAGUGCAAUGCCAGAGGCAGCAUAUAGCUGGACCUGCAGCGCUCUCUGCUGUUUCUGCAGCACUGGGUCCUGCUGGAGUGUGACAGAGGCUACAGCAGUUUGAAAGCAAAACCAGCAAUCACACAGCGUCUCAUUAAUUAAUGAUUGUGCGCCAGUGAGUUUCUCCAGAGCACCCUGCAGUGGGAGCCACAUAUGUCCUACUCCCAGCUCUGACACAGGCUCCCUCAUUGGCCUUGGACAAGUCAUGUCGCUGCUCUGUGCCUCAGUUUCCCAGCUGUGAAAUGGGGGCAAUACCUGCCUCUCUGGGGUGCCAGGAGGGAGAAUCAGCUAAUGCCUGUGAAGUGCCUGCAGCCCUCGGGGCAGGAGGUGUCAUGGAAGUGCUACGUUGUCUCAUCAUUGCCUACAAGUUACACACCUGAGUCCAUUUCAGGAGCCCAAGUUCCUGCAGGUGCUAGGUGAAGCGACUCACCAUUGGCUUUAGCAGCUAGGAGCUGGGGCCGGCCACCCUUCCCCUCUGUAAAGCUUGGCACAGAUACAGCCCCAGGGAUGGGGUCGCAGUGUCUGUCAAGCACUACAGAAGAAAGGCCAGCAGCAUGGUCCCCACCAGAGUCACAGUUGGGACAAGUCCUCUCUCAAAAGGAAUCAUUGGUGUUCAUUCCCUGCCCUUCCAGGCUCAAGCACUUCACACAGCCCGUGCCCCCCAUGGCAGCACAGGGCCUAGUACCAUGGGGCACACCUAGGCCCUACCACAGGUCCCUGGAGCACUGUGGGCCCAGUUCAGCCUUGGCAUCAUGCUGAAGUCAGAGGCGUUGCCCCAGGCAGGGAUCUGGCCUCUUGUACCUGUCUCAGCCUGUACUAGCUAUCUGAGCUCUUUUAAGUGCCGCAUUUUCCCCAACCUCUAAAAACCACAGGCUUCCAAACCCUAGUAGCCUCAGCCCCCUCUCUGUGCCUUCUGCAGGCCUCCAGCCCACCCGUCAGCUCCUCUAGGCUCAGCGCAAGAUCUUCAAGAGCGAAAGCUUUCAGACAGAUUUCAGAGUAACAGCCGUGUUAGUCUGUAUUCGCAAAAAGAAAAGGGGUACUUGUGGCACCUUAGAGACUAAAUGCCGAUGAAGUGAGCUGUAGCUCACGAAAGCUCAUGCUCAAAUAAAUUGGUUAGUCUCUAAGGUGCCACAAGUACCCCUUUUCUUUUAGCUUUCAGACAGGCUCCUGAGUCCACAGCCAGGCACCUAAACAGAGAGGGUCCAAAUUUCAGAGGGGCUGAGCCCCCAGCAGCUCCCCAAAUGAAGCCACUAAUUUAGGUGUCUACAGAACGAUUUAGGAGCUUACUUUAAAUCUCCCAUUUCCGAAAAUCUGAGGCAGAGGCUCUGUUCCAGGUCCCACUACAGCUGCUGCCCCUUCUCCACACUCCUACUCAGCUGCUGCUGGUAGCUGGUGGGACUGGCUGCCCAAGCAGAGAACAUUGCGCGAUGAGAACCACAGGAGAAGGUUGUCACUGAGUCGCAGAGAGAGAGUAAAUGACUAGCUCUUCAGAAGAAGAGAGAUUUGGUGAACAGAGAGACCCAGUUAUGAAUGUGGCCAGGAAAGGAAAAACAAAAAUACCCUUUAAAAGUUCAUUUGUUUUUAGGCAAAUCCUAGUGGGUUACAGCGCUCUCAUUAGCCCUCCGCUAAUAACGAUGAUUCCUCUGAGAUGCCAAGAUUACUCCCACCUUGCCAUUAUUCCUGAUUCCCAGGGGAAAAGGGAUGGGGUGGAGAAUAAUCAUAGAGUUCAGAGUAACAGCCGUGUUAGUCUGUAUUCACAAAAAGAAAAGGAGUACUUGUGGCACCUUAGAGACUAACCAAUUUAUUUGAGCAUAAGCUUUCGUGAGCUACAGCUCACUUAGCUCAUGAAAGCUUAUGCUCAAAUAAAUUGGUUAAUCACAGAGUUGAUUCCCUUCCUCUCAUGAAGAAAGCUUUAUUGUGCAGAAGUAAUGAAGAAAAUGCCUUGUGAUAUUCACUAGCAAACUGCAUUAUUAUAGAGGGACACUGUCAUCUUGAAUUAUCGUAAAUGACUAAUUUGUUUGGGCUUUUUAAAUCAACUUUCUGAUAUAUCCCUAUUCUAACAAGGAGCAGUCCCAUUCACCUUUAACUUGAUCAUGAGGGUGUCCAGCAUUCUAAUUAACCUUCUGUUAGAAACACUUUGCCCUUCUACAGCACUUUUCAUCUCAGGAUCUCAACAUACCUUACAACAUUAAUUCUUACAACACCCCUUUAAAAGAUGGCAGCAGCAGAUUCCCCGGUUUAUAGAGAAGUGAAGAGACUUACCUUUGGUUACACCCUGAGGAAGUAAGAGCCAGGAACAGAACCCAGGAGUCCUGAGUCCAAUUCCCCUGCUAUGAUCACCAUUCGGUACCCUGGAUGGAAUUCCAUGUUCUUUUGUGAAUGAAAGGAGAGCAAAGCAGCAGUUUUCCAUUUAUAUCAGUCUUGUAAAAUCCAAAGUGCCUUUAACCUGCUCUGAAUAUGCUGUCACACUGCUUCUGGCACAGUUCUGGGCCUGUGCUCAGGGCCACAGCCAGGAUCAUCCUGCGACCUAAUGCACUGAGCCACUCCACAGAGAAUAUUGCCACUCUAGGCUGCUAGCACGAGCCAGUGGCAGUAGCAGGAACAGAACCCAGGAGCCUGAAUGUGCAAGGCGCUGGAUAAUCCCUUGCCACACUUGCCCCGCCCAGCUAUUGGGCACAUAGUGACUGAGUGGCACAUGCUCAGCGCCUUGUCUCCAUGUCCUGUCCUCACUCAAGCAUCUAGAGCCAGAGGCUUAGCUUGCGCCAACUUUAACUGCCAGCGUUGCCUUCCAGUGAACUAGUCCUACCGCAGCUGCAUGUGACCCAGCAGAAACGGGGACAGCAUGCCCAGGAUGUCGCAUGGCAUUGCCACUGCGAGGGCUGCUUGUGGCACCAGUGGUUUCUUGUGGCACCCAGGAGAGGCGACCACUCCACCCCCUCCAUUCCCUCGGGUAUCAUAUUGUUCCAAAGUGGCUGCAGUUUUAUUCCAGGGCUAACCCUGACCUGGAGGGCGGAAGGAGAGAGAAGUAUUUCUAAAGGCAGGAUCCCCUCUCAGAGCCUGACGUAAAGCACUUCAAAAUCAACAGCAUCUCCCAGUCUUCAGUGGGCUUUGGGUCAGGCUCUUAGAUCUUCCUGCCACACCUUGACGGCAGGCCCUCAGCUCUGGAACCAUUGCCCC
This is a messenger RNA of Caretta caretta (loggerhead turtle), 6331 nucleotides long. It is a transcript of the gene TMPRSS4, whose product is annotated as transmembrane serine protease 4. Gene Ontology annotation, molecular function: serine-type endopeptidase activity; protein binding. Gene Ontology annotation, biological process: proteolysis. Lineage: Eukaryota; Metazoa; Chordata; Testudines; Cheloniidae. Gene Ontology annotation, cellular component: membrane. The record is from RefSeq and is a predicted model, not a curated record.